Colletotrichum higginsianum IMI 349063 is the source of this 4695-nucleotide messenger RNA. RefSeq names its product C2H2 type zinc finger domain protein. The record is from RefSeq and is a predicted model, not a curated record. NCBI's taxonomy places the organism in Eukaryota, Fungi, Ascomycota, Sordariomycetes, Glomerellales, Glomerellaceae. Bases 1 to 4695 code for a protein of 1564 amino acids. The transcript has 4 exons.
AUGGCCGCGAACAUGCAGCACAUGGCGGGAGCGGCGGGUAUGAUGCAGCAGCAGCAGCAGCAGCAGCAGCCCCCGCGCCCCCGGCCCACCCAGGUUCAGUUGAACCAGUUUCUUUACCAAACCAUGCUCGCCCAGCAACAGCCACAUACAGGCUGGCAAGCCGGCGUCGCCAUCCAAGAGCGCAUGAUCAAAUGCCACAACCUGAUCACCAACAUUGGCCUCGCUGUGACUAACAUCGAUUUCAUGAAGGCGGCAGAAGUUGGCGUCAACUUCGAGCGCGAGGCGUUUAACAAAUCGCAAGACAAGGCUCAAUACGAGGCGCAAAUGAGCAACAAAACGAACGAGUUCUUCAGACGGCGACAGGCGAACGAGCAAAAUCUUAGCAACAACCUCCAGGUACAGGCCGCCGCUCAGGCUCAGCAGCAGCUCAUGAUGAACCAGAAUGCCGCGAUGCAGAAUCAGAUGGGGCGGGGAAUGGGUCAGAACCAGCAGCAAGGGUUCCAGCAUCUGCAGCACCAGAUGCAAGCGUCUCAAAUUUCCCAACAGGGUCAGAUGGGCGUCAAUAUGGGCAACCAGGGCGGCCAACCGAUCGGGCCUAACCAGCAAAUGUUCCAGAUGCCCGGCGGACAGGGUAGGCCUCAGAACGCAAUGCCCACCGACGCGUCAAGCCUCACACCGCACGACCAGCAAAAAGUCUUGGAGCUCGCCCACAAGAUGGCUGCUGCCUGCCCCGAGCCUCAAAAGAACCACUACCGUAGCAUUGUGCAGACUCGGUUUACCCAGAGGGCACAGGAAUACACGGCGCAGGGCAAAGAUCCGGUUCUCAUCUGGUUCCAACACCAGGCUUUCCAAGGUCUCUCGAAAAACGCGGCCUUGGCGAGACAGCGGCAACAGCAGGGGGGCAUGCCUCCCAACAUGAACCAGGCUCAAGCCCAGGCUCUCAUGCAAGCUGGUCGAGGACAGAUGAACCCCGCCUUGAUGAACGCCGCAGGCAUGCAGUCUGCCAACGGCGACUUUGGUCAGUUCAACACGAUGGAAAACAUCAUGAACCAACAAAAGGCGGGCAUCCUAGCCCAGGAGCAGGGACAAAUGGUCGUUCCCGCCAGCAGCGGCCCGGCUCGUAACGCGACUCCACAGCCCAUCGCUGGCGCACAAGGUCAAGGAAUGCCCAAUCAGACCGGGUCAAACCAGACGCCUCGCCCUAACCAGGCUCAGCAGCAACUCAGCAUGCAGCAGGCGCAACAGUUGAAGAUGGAGCAGCAGCAAUCGCAACAAGCGGCGCAGAUGCGCGCUCAGCAACAGGCCAGACAGCUGCAGGGCCAACCGAAUGGUCUUGGCGGCGCCCCUACUUCACAGAGCCCGGGCAUGAACACCCUGAACACUCCAAUGCGCCGACCCCCAAGUGCCAUGAACCCCAUGGAAGGCCAAGGCGGGGCACAGGCCAACGGCCCCUUUGCCGGCACCCUCGACCCUCGUUUUAACCAAGGGAACCAAAGACCAAUGUCCACUGGCGGCAAUAUGAACCUGAACAACAACCCCCUUUUCCACAGCAUGAUGGCGAGCAUGAACUCCGAGCAGAGGCAGGCGGUCCACGGACUGCCACCCGACAAGCUCCACGAGGUCAUGACCAAAUGGCAGGAGCAGCAGCGUAAGAUGCAGAUGAACGCCAUGGCGCAGGCCGGAAACACACCAGGCCAGAUGCAGGGCAGACCGGGACAGAUGGGCCAGUUCAACAUGCCUAACGGCAACCAGUUCAUGCCCAACGGCAUGAUGCCACAGCAGCCGCAGUCGGGAACCCCAAAUAACCAGCAGCAGGUUAUUGCGCAGCAACAGCAGAUGCUGGCUAGGUUGAGAAACCAGGGCACUCCCGUGGCACCUGCUCACCAGGUCAUGAUGGACAGCAUGGACCUCCCUCCGCCAGUUCUCCAGCAAGUUGGAAACCAACUCCGUGCCCCCGCCGAGGUUCGCAAGUGGAAGGACCUUCGGCAGUGGCUUGCGCAGAAUCCCGUCCAGCCCCAGCUACAACAGCACCUCGAGAGGAUCCAGAGGUCGCAGUUCGCAACAUAUAUGCAAAGGCAAAUGGAGAAGCGCAACCGGGAACAGCAGGCGGCGGCGGCGGCGGGACAGCAGCAACAGCAGCAGCAACAGCAGCAGCAACAGCAGCAACAGCAGCAGCAGCAACAGCAGCAGCAGCAGCAGCAGCAACAGCAGCAACAACAACAGCAGCAGCAGCAGCAACAGCAGCAGCAGCAGUCUCAACCGCUGCAACAGCAACAGCAACAACAACAACAACAACUCGGGUCGCAGCAGCAGCAGCAACCGCCGCAGUUGCAGCAGAAUGGCAUGCCGGCGGGCAUGGUGAUGCCGAACCAACCAGGCAUGCCUCCCAACAUACCGGUAAUUCCCGCUCACAUGAUCCAAGUCACGCCCAACGACAUCUUGAACGCUCGCAAAGCAAACCCCAAGAUUGCGAGCCUCACAGACGAUCAGUUGAGACAGUUCAUUAUUCAGAUCAAGCAACGGCAGAUGGGUGCCGCUAUGCAGAAGGAAAUUGCCAUGCGUCAAGCUCAAGCGCAGGUGAACAUGGGGCCUGGGGCACAAAACGUCCCUAUGCCCACGCCUCAGGCGCCACAUAUGCCCCAGCUGGCUCCUCCGCCGCCAGCAAACGUCGCCCCCACGCCUGUCCAACCCGUGCAACCAGCCCCGCCGAAGCAGCAAAGUGCCACCCCUGACCCGAAGGCUGCUGCUCACGCCGCCCCACCGAAGAACAACCAACGCUCCGCCCCGAACAAUAACCAAUCACAGCCUCCCAACCCAUCUCCGGCAUCCCAGCAGAAGAACCUCAAGCGUCCGAGCACCGACGAGCCCGUCGAUGUGCCUCAGACGGCUACCCAGCAACCUCAGAGGCCUGCAGCUGCCCCCGGGCAGAUGCGUCCCCUUCCGAAUCUCACACCUGAGCAGAUAGCGAGCAUGACGCCCGAGCAGAAGGCCAAGUACGAGGCCAUGAAAAGUCGCCAACAGGCCAUGCAGGCAGCGAACUCAGGCCCAACCGAGAACGACUUUGACAAGCUCAGACGCAUCGGCCAGGAAGAGCAGAGGCUGAUGAUGACGGAACAUAUGCCCGACAUCCCCAUGUCACCGGAGCAGCGCCAAGAGACAUGCGCCAAACUGAUGAAGAUCGUAGUGGACAUGGGAAAGAUUGGAAAGGCGCUCGGCCGGUGGUACGCCGCAACUCGCGACGACGGGCGCGCCAAGAGCUACUUCCGAGCUCGACUUCGCAUGAUCAGACAAUUUACCGACGGCGAGGCCAUGACUAACCCCAAGCCCGUCUUCAGCGUGAGGCCCGCCGAAAUCGACGAGGUCCGUUGGCUGCUCGAGACCAUGGCGCGCGAUUGCGCCAAUCUCGGCAAGAAGGCCGCUAUUGCGCCUCAGCAAGGUCAACCCCCGGCGCCGAACCAAGCGGGAGCUGGUUCUGCCCAAGGCGGCCCGCCCCUUCCUCUGAGCAUGGCCAACAUGGCCAAUUUGGAAAAGCAGACGCAGAACCUCAACAACAAGAUGCAUAACCGGUCCAACAGUAAGAGCGGCCCCCCGGCUGCGCCGACGACGAGCCAGCCCCCCUUUCCCUUCGGCGCGAGCUCCCCGCACGGCGAAUCCAUCCACUUUUCCAAGCCCAAGGUCACCAAGGACAACCUGCAGCUUCCGGCACGGAAGAAGGCCAAGACUGGCACGCAGCCGACUCCGCCGCAGCAGCCUAAUCAGGCAACACCGUCGCCGCAGAUCAGCAAAUCCGGGUCGCCGGAGCUCAAGAGGCAGUCUAUGCCGGAACCCAAGGCACCGCCGAAGCCGAUGUUCUUGUGCCCAGAGGCAGAUUGCGAGAUGGCGACUACCGGCUUCCCCUCGGACCAGGCGCGUCAGGCGCACAUCCUAGAGGAGCACGUGAAGCCUCUCGAGGAUCCGAUGAAGUACAUGCGGGAGAGCCUUGCUCAAUCUCUGGGACUGGACACAAACGGGCAGGUCAAGGUGGAGCCGCAGACGGCGCAGCCAAUGGGUCAAAACGUUUCCAAACAGGGACAAACACCGGCAAGCAACGGCGGCGCAACGCCUAUGUCCAGGGAUGCUUCGAUGCAACGCACGGGCAGCAAGAUGGGCGGCAAGACGCAGGACAACCAGGCGGCGGCGGGCAAGACGGAGAGCACGCCCAAGAUGGAAAACAAACAGCCGGAAAUGGCGGCGCCGGCGGCGCCGAUGGAGGUUUGGGCGACGACGAUCGAUCCGCAGAGCCUCUUUAACAACCUCGGCAAGUUCGAGUUCGGCGCCAACGGCGUCAUCAGCGACAUGAGUGUUUACCGGUCUUUGACACCAAACGACACUCCCGAAUCGAGCAAGGACAGCGGGUCCUCGGAGCCCAACAGCGAUAUUUCGGAAGGUGUGCACCUGGACAUCGACGUCAACUGGCAGCCUGUCGACGUGGACCUGCUCCUCGACAUGAACAGCAUCAACAUGGAGGGGAUGGAAGGACUCCAGGAUGUGGGGACUGAGUUUGACGGCAUGAUGAUGCUCGAGGACGCGAUGCCGAUGGAGCAGUUUACCAACUGGGACGAAGUAACGAACGACUUCAACAAACCGUUCCAGUUCGACAACAGUAUGUACUCGCUGGAUGUUUCUUCGUCGGCGCAGGAGCAAAACAGCAUGUGA